UUAAAACACACACUGAGCAGGAAGCUCAAGAGUCAAACAGAAAGCUACACACGAAGCUUUCAGACCCUUUAAGGGUCGGAAACCAGCAGGCGGAGUGAGAUCCUGGUCUGGAUUGCUAACUGGAUUCAGACUGAUGUGUGAUUGGAUCCACCUGCUGCUGACGAUAUAAAGCAGGAGACCAGGGCCGGACCUGCUUCAGACCAGGUGAGACGCAGACUCAGCCUCUGUCAUCAUGUCGGCCGUUAAAUCCGGAUCAUCUCUGCGGAGUCUGGUUCUGACUCCAGAGCGGAUUCCGUCCUUCAUCAUCCCCUCCCGCAGUCCGCUCCUCUUCCGCUCUCCGUGGCCUCACCGGAGCUCACCGGACCGGACCCGACUGCUGUCGGACCAUGACGAGGACAGUCCGGGAGCGAGCCCUCCCGGGACCCCGCUCAGCCCCGCGGCCUCGCGCCGCUUCCUGCUCCGCCUGCAGCCGCCGCGGAUCAGACGCGCCCGCCGCGCCGCCGCAGCUGCGGCAGAGUCUGACGCGGACACGGACCUGACGACGCGCGCGGCCAUGUCGCUGCCGCACGUGGGGAAGGUGACCACGCCCUACGGCUUCCGCGCCGUGCUGGCCGAGAGCCCGUGCACGCGCCGGCGGGAGUCGCUGUUUCACCGGAACAAACCGGUGACGGUCACAGACACCGACCUGCAGGACCCGGCGGACCCCCCGCCUCUUCCCGGUCCCAGUCCCGGUCCCGGCAGGUCCCGGGUCAGUCUGCGGCCCGUUAAAGCUCUCAGUCUGCAGGUGAUGAAGGAGCUGAAGAGACCAGCAGCCGCUCUAAAGGCUCUGAGUCCCGCCAGGAGGACACACCCCUGCUGACGUCACAUGGCCGGAAACACUCCGCCUCACCUGUCAGGUAGACCGGAAACAACAGAGGUUUGCUGAUCUCAGAGCAGCAGGACUCGGAUUAUGUAAAUGUGUUUAAAUAUUUUAAUAAAUGAUUAAUAAAAGUC
Siniperca chuatsi (mandarin fish) is the source of this 993-nucleotide messenger RNA. Its product is annotated as C2 calcium-dependent domain-containing protein 4C-like. The transcript has 2 exons. The coding region runs from base 233 to 859 and encodes 208 amino acids. NCBI's taxonomy places the organism in Eukaryota, Metazoa, Chordata, Actinopteri, Centrarchiformes, Sinipercidae. The record is from RefSeq and is a predicted model, not a curated record.